AUGAUACAACUACUUAACGACGGAGAAGACAAUGGCAAAUGCGAGCUUCUUGGACCGUUUGGUCUCUUUGUGCAGGCCCUGAUGGCCGUGCUCACAAUGGGGUCUCUCGUUUGGAAGAGAUACCAUGAACGGCCACAUCGCCGACCUUGGCGUAUUUGGAUGUACGACGUCUCCAAACAAGUCAUUGGGGCAUCGUUUGUCCAUAUCACCAACUUGUUUCUCAGUAUUAUCUCCAAGAUAAGACUCCAUGUCUUCACGGUCAAGGGCAACCCAAAGAGGAUAUGCGACAACCCAUGUGACUACUAUUUCCUCAAUCUACUAUUCGACACCACCAUUGGAAUACCAAUACUCUACUUCUUCAUUGUGGGCAUUACUGGCGUCCUCAAGGGGAUGCACAUCCAUGGCUUGAAUUCAGGAGAGUAUGGCGACCCGCCCCUACUCUCAAACUACGCCAAGCAGUUGGUGGUGUAUUUGGUGAGUUUGGGCCUUACAAAGCUGUCGGUGUAUGUGCUCAUGCUGUCCUUCCCCAUCCUUGUACGAGUCGCCAUCUGGAUGUUAUCAAGACUCGACCCAUAUCCGAAUGUCCAGGUGGGGUUUGUCCUGCUUGUUUUCCCGCUUAUUAUGAACGUCUUCCAGUGCUAUGUCGUAGACAACUUGAUCCAGAGCCCCGUGUAUCACUCAUCCAAUAAAGACACGUUGCUCGGAGACGUGGAGGAAGGUCUCCCGGAGCACUACGGAAGUGCAGGGUCGAACGAUUGCGUCGAGUAG
Pichia kudriavzevii is the source of this 768-nucleotide messenger RNA. RefSeq lists its product as uncharacterized. The record is from RefSeq and is a predicted model, not a curated record. Gene Ontology annotation, cellular component: membrane. Bases 1 to 768 code for a protein of 255 amino acids. The transcript has a single exon. NCBI's taxonomy places the organism in Eukaryota, Fungi, Ascomycota, Pichiomycetes, Pichiales, Pichiaceae.